AAAGGAAGUGGAGCUUUCCGUUUUGGAAAAUAUGUUCUUUCUUCCGUCUAUAGCCGACAUACGUCAUAGGGGUGCUCACUCCUCGAAAGUCAUAUAUAAAGCGGAUCUUUCAACUUAGGAGUCUCUGCAGAUCUUCACGUUAACAGGAUCAAUCACACGAAUCUCUAUCACUGUCCGAAUCUAUCUUGUAUUUUAUACGAUGUCCGAUACCUCUGAUCCUCCGCCAGCAGGCACAGGAGGCACAGGGAGCGCGGCGGAACCAGGUAAUGCAGGACGUGCUGAAAGUCCGGGAAAGGGUGCUUCAAUGGGUGAGAAAGUCCGUGGGGCAUUUGGGACCGUACAUGGCGUAUUCGGCGCGUUCUUAGGUUACACAGAAUCGUUCCGAACGGGUGUGCUGGACUUCGUUGAUACUGCUACUGGCACCAAAGACCGUCGUCAGGUUCAUAAGGAUGCCGGUGAGACGGAAGAGGGGGUUCAAACGCAACCGAUGGAACAUAGAGACAAAGAUAAAGUGGCGACAGCCCCAGGAACGACCGCUCCUGAACCUACAACUGCUCCUGAACCUACAGCAGCUCGUGAACCUACAACUGCUGCGGCCCCUAGUCCUGUAGGCGAUGUAAAGAAGUCUCAUGAGCCUACUGCUCCUUUUGAGGAACGUGCAGGCGGUACUGGCACGUCGACCGCAACUAAAGUUUGAGUACAAAGCCUUCAAUGCAUCAGUAUAGCAGCCAUUCGUCAUUUCCACUUGUUUAAAGAUGAUCGCGACAUAAUAUUACCGCCUAGGUUUAUUCAGGAAGUGGCAUGUAGUAAUAGGUGCGAGUAAACGGGACGGACAAUCUAUCAUACAAGUCAAUGUGAUCUGUAGCAAUACAAUCCAGAUAUUGAAGAUGAAAAUCAAUGUGAGAUGGGGUUACAUGGGUAACGGCGUAGCCAAGACGAAAAGGAUAUAUCGGUGUCCGUAAGGAACUUUUUAAGAACGAUCUGCGCGUUUGCGUAGGACGUGAGGCUCAACUUCGGGGGACAUUAUCAGGCCUUUCCAAAGUUGUCUCCAUGAUAUCGGGUUGCCCUACACAACACGCAUUAAAAGUAAACUCUGAUAACUAGAGACGAACCACAUACCUGAUCCCUAUGCAUAAGACAGAAAGUCCCUGAAUACGACCCAUGCGUGAAGUUCUCCAACUUCACAUAUCCUUUGUACAUCAAUUUUCGUU
This is a messenger RNA of Somion occarium, 1211 nucleotides long. The record is from the annotation of a GenBank genome assembly. NCBI's taxonomy places the organism in Eukaryota, Fungi, Basidiomycota, Agaricomycetes, Polyporales, Cerrenaceae.